Messenger RNA from Vitrella brassicaformis, 2825 nucleotides. NCBI's taxonomy places the organism in Eukaryota, Vitrellaceae. The record is from the annotation of a GenBank genome assembly.
UCAGCCGCGGAUGAUUUUUCCCUCCGCGCCACCCUGUUGAGACCCUGAAGCUUCCCACCGCUGCACACACGCACCCACAUCACACCAGACACAUGCAGAUAGAUGCACAGGCAGACGGACAAAUGAACGAUCAGCCUUCCCUUCAAUAGCUUACCACGGCAAGCAGUGAGGCCGACUGGACGACGGACGGACUGAACCGGACGGCAACGGGAAUCCUGUCGCCAUUGUUGACCACACCUCUGCACACACCGACGGACGAAUAAGAGGGAGGGGAGGGGAGGGGACACCUGCCUGCGUUUCCACUAUGUGCGUGCGUACAUGAGAUUGAUUGCAGCCAUGCUGACGUCGCAUCUGUACACCCAUACUGCCCCCGACGUCCCAUACAUGACCUGCACAGCAUGGUGCCGGAGAGGUGUGUGAUACAGACAGCAGACACAACACAAGAUGCACCUCUGCCAUCCAUCCAUCCAUCCAUGUGCUUACUGCCAGCCUGCGGCAAGAUGGGUCGAUGUCGAAGCUGAGCAGCUCACAGUGCCGGCCCGCCGCGUCCUUGCUGCGCACAACAAGCAGGCACCCAACACAACACGACACAGUAGAUACCACUUGUCAUCAUCAUCGCCAUUGAUGCAUCCAUCCGUGGCCGAGUGACCCUUACUGACCAUCGCUCGUCGGCCUCCAUCCGAAUACCGUACGCCUCCAAAGCUUUCCCUCUGUCCUCCCAGCGCGCCUCAUCGAGCCCCACCCGCUGCAUCACUCCCAAGCCCCCGCGCAUCCCUCGUCCAUCCGACAUAGAUCGAUGCCCCGCCACCAUUGAUGGUGGGACACCACACGGGCACCUCAACGCAAAGAGGGUCUCGCUGUUGGACGCUAUGAGUUUCGCACCGUCAGGCGUCCACACGAGCAUGGUGUGCGAUGGUUCGUGGGUGAUGUGGGGGGAGGGCGCCGGUACGCUGUAACGCUCGCGCGCAGAGCUUGUCAUGUCGAGAAGGGAAACGGUCAAGGAACUGUGCGCACAGCAGAGGAAUACGUGCGGUGCGGUGGGUUGAGUAACUGUGCUAAGGGGCUGCCUUCCUAGCUGACUGACCGGUCUGCGUUUGUCUUGAUGAAAGCUAUACUCUUGCCGGUCGGAUUCCACCUUACGUCAGCGAUAACGGAGCCAUCGAACCAGACGCCGCCACCCACACGCAUAGGCUCGCACCAACCUGCAUACACACGGAAGGGCGGUGCGAAAUAAAGUCUGUCUUGUUUGAUGUUAACAUCCAUCCAUCCAUCCAUCCAGACCUGGCAUCGCUUCGUCGAGGCACAUGGCCGCCUCAGGGAUCAGCACUGAUGACGACCUGACGCCACACAUGAUAUGGCCACAUCCACUCUUGUGUUGAUUCUCCGAAGACGUCGCAAUGUGCUGCACCCACCAGAUCAGGAUCUCGCCUUUCGUCACGACCAACAGGCUCCUGAAUGAAAUGAAAGGAACGCUAUGUGUGGUAGGUGCGGUGUCCGUUUGCGUGUUGCACAUCGUGACUGACCUGCCGUCCGGUGACCACAACACUCGCAGGGCGCGUGGCUUGCGGUACCAGAACCUGCAUCAGGGUAGGAAGUUUCACUCAGGAUGAAUAAGGUGCAUCUAACUAGAAGGGACGCAUGUAGUGGUUUGUCAUCCACCCUGCUUCCCUCCCUCCUGACCUGCACGCCCAGUCGUAUGUGGUGUGGUCGUCUGUGCUGGACAUUGCCGAUGGCGCAUCAGCGUUGGACAGCAUGGGCUGCCACACCUCGAUGCCGCUCGUCCACACGAGCGCCACUGUGGGCCGCAGAGCAUAGGGCUGCCAAUCCAGCCCCACAAGAUGGGCCUCUUUCCCAUCAACACCUGUACACAUUCACACACAUCCACCUACACGGGUCGGUCGGUCUACCUGUCUGUCUGUCUGUCUGUCUGAUUGCAUGUCCGUAUAUAUCACCUUUGCUAAUGGGGCUGGUGCUGUCGGGCACGAGUAUCUCCGGCACGACAUGGGUGAACACUUCAUGUGGUUGCGAAGGGGUGAAGGCUGCAGCCAGGGCAGACAAACAGUAAGGCAGGCCGCAUUGUUGCACGCACAUGGAUAGACGAUCGUGGCAUCUACUUACCAGUCUCAGCCAACGGGACGCGAAACACACUCUGCCGAUCGCCACUUAAACCUGUCCGUACGUAUAUACACAAGUCAAGUACACACCCUCGCCCGGAUUUGUAACCCCUCCAUCCGUCCCUCCCUGACCCGACAAACAAACCUGUGAUAUGCAUGCCGUCUGGCUGCCACACCAUCCCCUGGCCGGCAGCCUCUCCCGUACACCGAUUGUCGCCGACAUCAGUGCGCCGCACCCAUCUGUCCAGCUGCUUGAGCACAGUCGCCUUUGGGCGCAAGCGGUAGGGCAACCCCCACAGGACGGCGCCGGACGACAACAGUGUGCGCCACAAGUUGUUGUCAUGUUGUCUGAGUGAGGCGGGUAGGGCGAAGGUGAGGGAGGUGCGGAUGGCGGGAAACGACUGGUCGUCUGCGGAUGACGGGACAUGCGAGACGAUAUGCAGAGACCUCUGUCAGGCACAGACACGUUGAUGAACGUAUCCGUAUGAAUGAGUUCGCAGGUCUCACCACGCCAGGAGGAAGCGCAGACCCUUGGGCGCUUCGUGAAUGCACAAGCGUGCUUAGGAACUCACAGAUGGUGUGGCUGUCGUCAUCGAUGAGUGUGGGACGAGCUGCGGGCUGCGAGUGGGAAGUCCUGGGUGUGGUGCGGCUCGUGCUUCGCGGCGGAUGAGAUGCAGAUGCAGAUGCUGUUCCAGAUCUCUCCCUGCUCAU